This is a messenger RNA of Lethenteron reissneri (Far Eastern brook lamprey), 2868 nucleotides long. RefSeq names its product glutaredoxin domain-containing cysteine-rich protein 1-like. The record is from RefSeq and is a predicted model, not a curated record. NCBI's taxonomy places the organism in Eukaryota, Metazoa, Chordata, Hyperoartia, Petromyzontiformes, Petromyzontidae. Gene Ontology annotation, biological process: sensory perception of sound.
GGCGACGCUGCUUUGGCGGUGGUGGAGGGGUAAAAUAAACUUACAUGCAUAUGUAAUAAGUGGGGGCGGCCAGUUACGUGUGUGUGCGCGUGUCGUCGAUAGAAAUGCCCUUCCCUGUCGUGCUGACACGCACAUGCAUUAUUGACACGGGCACCGCGCGUCUCAGGUAUCCCCCCCCCCCCGCUCCUACAUAGAGUUGGCGUAACCGAAGCCAACGGGGUCUUUUGACAAAAGAACGACCUAUCGUCGGCAUUAAAGUCUACGGUCGGCGGCAAACGAUUCCACCUCCUUCGUAGUUUGCCCAAUUGCCUGCCUUUUGCCUCUCUCCGCGUGCGGCCAUGGGCGAGAAGUCGGCACAGGUGGGACAGGCAACCGGGCGCGUGAGAUUUCGCGUCUCCUCAUCCCACAGCGGGCGAGUGCUCCAACAGGUGUACGAGGAAAGAAAUGGCAAGUUGGAGCAUCACCACGCCGCUGCCAGAGAUAUUGAAGAGAGCGGAUCACCGAAUACAUCCCCAGAGCCGGUGCCUGGCGGGUACCAGGACUGCCUCCCCAACAGCGAACAGCAGCAUCAGCAGCAGCAUCAGGAGCCCGGCGACGAGGCAGACCUCAUCCUGAGCAGCUUGGCUCGGAGCACGCCGUGCUUUCGUCGCUCCGACAUCCUGAGCAAGAACGGCACCGUGCGUGGCGUGCGCCACAAGGUGUCGGCGGCUCAGGCGCACUUCGGCGGCUUGGCGGACACGCGGCCCUCUGCACCUCGCCCGCUGGAGAUCGGCAAGCUGGUGGUCUACACGACGAGCGUGCGUGUGGUGCGCUCCACGUUCGAGCGCUGCGAGCACGCGCGCCGCAUCCUGCACACCCACCACGUGCACUUCGAGGACCGCGACGUGGCGCUGCACGCCGAGUACGUGCGCGACCUCCGCACGCGUCACCCUUGCCCCCCUUCGCCGACCGACCACCGCCAGCGCCCCAACGGUGCGAGCGUCAGGCACGAACAACGCCGGAGGUCCGGCGACGAGGCGCAGCCGGACGGCGCGUCGGGGUGGCCCUGUCCGCCGGAGCCGGAGGACGUGUGCCGGACCGAGCUGAUGCAGUUGGCGCCGCCGUCCCGGGAACCUCCGCAAGCACACGGCACCCCCCUUGAGUUGCCGGCGAUAUUCAUCAACGGUGACUACUUCGGGGGCGCCGACAGACUUAUGUCUAUGAAUGAAUCAGGAGAGCUUCGGGCAUUCUUAAGGCAAUUUAAGAGGAACACGGUCGCACGCAAGUGCGCGCACUGCGGUGGCUACCGCUUCGUGCCGUGCUUGGCUUGCCGCGGCAGCAAAGUGUCACAAGUGCGGACAAACUUCGGGGAGCGUCCCAGGGCGUUGCGCUGCACAUCCUGUAACGAGAACGGCCUGCAGCGCUGCACGGAGUGCACCGAGUGAAGCACCACCCCCCCCCCUAGCCCCCCACGCGAGAGAGACCGCUGUUGGCAAGGGGCACUUCGUCGCGCCAAGGGAAUGGGAUUUGGGUGCAAUCUGUCAAAUUUGUGUGGCCCGAUGUCUGGGUCCUUUCGGCAGCGUGGGCCCACAGUGGCACUUUGCACCGCCUGUACACUCCAUUUGUGUCGGCUGACGGCCACACAUCCACCACCAUAACACACGGGGUGUUUGAGAGGAAUCAUUGAUGGUGGCUUAGAAUAUGCGAUAGCUUAGCGACAUACAGUAUUAUUUAUUGACAAGGUUAGCGUGUGUUUAGUGGAGUUCAUUGCCAGGAGCGCUGUCAACACUUGCAUUCGUAAGAGUCAUUUCGGCCCAGUCUGGCAGUGGUUAGUACCUACAGAGACCACUAACCAUCAAAAGCAGCAAUGCAUAUCCAUUGCCAGCUGUUUGAUUUCAUUUUAACAGCCGUCUUACAACCCUUUACAAAUUCUCCACAGCCGUUUUCGCCAAUUUAUUUGCGAAGUGUAUGCAACGAUGCAGGUGGCUAACUUUACAUUUGCUUAUAUUGCCCACGGCCUACAAUGUGUACUAUGUGAAACCUCAUGGCAAAUCGAAUCACUGCAAUCCAAUUGAAAUUAUGGUAAUGUUACCGCCACUCAAUUAUCCUUUUAGCCAUAUAUGUUCAACUUAAUAAAAAAAAAACCUGCAAUGCUGUCACGCUCAGAGACGAGAUGCCGAAGCCAAGCGUUACAUUCUUGCAUUUAAAUCCCAGCAAUCCCAGUUUGUUGCACGUGGGAGGAUAGUCAUUUACAGGAUUCAUCAUCGGCCACGAUCGAUCCACUGCUGGAUGAAGGCGUCCCAAGCCAUUGCCGUUUCUCACGAUCAUGCUUUGAGGAUUAAUACGUCAGUGGAUCGACUCAAGUGACCAUCCGUUACUUUAAUCGUAUUAAAAUUUCAAAAUUCAAUCAAUUGUUGCGUAACAUCAAAUGAGAGUUGUAUUAUGCUGAUUUCCCUUUAAUAUUGCAUCUUCAAUGUAAUAAGAUUCAACAGGUGUAGUCUAUUACACACCUGUGUACACUACACUUGCCAAAGUAGGGCUGUACAAACACGAGAAAUGUAUGUUAUUACUUUUAUUAUUUAAACCCCCUACAUAAAAAGCUGAAUGUUCAGUCACUGUAUAUUUUUUAAAGCUUAGAUUACUUUCAUGAUGAAUUGUGCUCCAAGUGCAGUGAGUAUACACUAUUAACAUUAAUAUAUUGUAAUCAAGACGACGUUCAUUUGAAUGGCUUCACGUAAAUAUCACAUGAGGGAGUGGGGUUACCGAUUUGCUAAACCAAUUCCCUCCAGGAAUAUAAAACAAUAAAUGUUUCAGCGGUUUAUAAACACUGUACAGUAUUUAGGCAUGCCUUUAUUUUUCAACAUGAGGAUGAAUAAACUUUAUUUUACA